CCUGUCUCUGUCCGAAUUUAGCGCGUCACCAGAAUCAUGUGACUGCACUGCAUAAGACGCAUCGUACGUCUGCGUGCUGACGUUAUUACGUUGAACUCGGCUGGGCGGGACGUGGGAAGUUAUAAACAAAAAUGGAAGAAGUUAGUAAAGACUCAAACACUGAAAAGUCAUGGCUUUUAGUCAUCUGGCAGAUCUGCAACGUCUUUAUGUCGGUAUUCUUUGCUCUUGCGACCUACGUGCAGAUCAAUGACCCUGACGCAGGACUCUGGAUGGUUGGUUAUAGUAUCCCUGCUCUCCUCUGUGUAUGUCUUGGCUUUAAACCCCAAGUGACAGAGUCUUUGCUAUGGAGGCGUGUUGCGGAUCUUCAUGUAAUGAUUUCCACUGCUGUUAUUUCCAUGUUGGGAUGGAUUCUUUACAAAGAGCAGAUCACAGAUAUCUUCCAGCAGGAGGAAGGCCGAGAGUUUUCUGGCCUCUUGUUGACAGUCCUUUGGCUUCUCUUAUGUCGCCACUCCGGAAGAGCACCUGUUGGGAUACUCAGAGUCUCCACUGCCUUUGCCAUUACAGUCUUUCCCUUUGUGGCAUGGCUUUAUUACUACGUCAACAAGGAGCUCAGAUCAAACUGGCCGUCGCACUGUAAAACUGCUCUAUAGUCAACAACAGCUCGUCAGACAUUCCUCAUGUGUAUUUAAAUGGAAAAUCCUAACCAUCAGUGCUGCUGAAGUAUCGUUAACCCUCAGAAAUCUAAACCACAUUUUACAGAAGGGAAUCCGCAAUCAUUCUCUCAAAAUGAUUUAGCAUUUUUGCAUCAAAUUGCACCUAAACCUUUUGCUAUUUUGUCUGUUUUCCAUCUGUCUACUCCAUUUGUCAUCAUUCCGUGUCAGCCUCAUGGCAAAUAAGUUUCCUAUAUGUUGUCGACUGAUUCAUAGUGACAUUGUGUAAAAGGCAAAGUCAAUAACCAUGUUUACAUACUUGCUAGCAUUCUAUUUUGUGCCUUUGUUUUGACCAGUAAUAAUGUGCUGUUUACAUUGUUAGUGAAAGUGAAAACUCCACUGAUAUUCCUAUUUACACGCAGCCAUGCACACCCUGACUGAAAACAGUAUUCCUUCACAGUUUUCCACUGGUGGCAGAUGUUCUACUAUGUGAACUCAGCCUCCCUCUAUCAUGAAUUGAAACGUGUUGAAAAGGUCAGUUAUUUGAUAUUUGCUCAUAUCUAAAACCUGAGGAAAUACAUUGUUGUAAUGUUUAACAGCUGCUUUGUUUCUUCUCCUGAUCAUAAAUAUGGACUUUUCUUUGGAGCAUCUAUCUGUAGCAGAAAGGAUCUUACAGAAAAAAAGAUCUAAUAUCAGUGUAUCAGAAAAUGCUCCAUUGAAAUGAAGCUAACAUCAGUGAAAUGUGACACUUUUUGAUGCUGUGCUAAUCUCUUUUAUCACUCAUCAUCAUUUGAAUCUGAAAUUCCAUCUGGUUCAUUUGAAGUUUCAGUUUUACAUUUGCUUUGUUUGAGGACUGACUCAGUGUUUUUUUUUGUUUUUUGUUCCCUCUGAACUCUGAUUGAGCCUCCACUUUUGUUCUCUGAUGUAUUAUACUUGCAAAUGAAUCUUUCUUGCCUCCAAUCUUUUGGAAGUGAGUUACAGCCAUUCAUUAACAUAUUUUUGGAGUAGUUUUUCAAAGAAAUGCCACUACAUUCCUAUAUUUAAUUUAAUGACCAUAUAUUUGUGUUUAAAAAAUGUUCAGAGCAGAUGGAAAGAUUAUUAUACCUGAACAUACAACACUCAAGGAAAUAUGUUAAUCAUCUCAGAGGGGAAAAAAACUACACAGCUUUACUCUUUGAAUGAUUGUGAUGGUCUAGAGACAUGCACUGCAGAGCCCGUGAAAUUAGACAUAUGUGUUUCUGUUGAAAAGCUGAUUUUGUCAAUCUUUUUUUUUUUUUUUUACUAUAAAAUGUUUGCCAUCAAAUGCUGACCUUACAUUCCAUUGGUAUUACAAGUCUUUCCUUGUGACUUUGGACUGAAAGGCACAAAUCAAUCAUGUUAUCGAUAAUAUAUUAAUGUUUAUAAUAAUCUUUUUCCCUUUCAAAUCAAGUGCAAUAUGUAAAUAAUCUGAUGACAAUAAAAUCAAAUA
This is a messenger RNA of Sphaeramia orbicularis (orbiculate cardinalfish), 2118 nucleotides long. RefSeq names its product transmembrane protein 220 (gene tmem220). Bases 132 to 650 code for a protein of 172 amino acids. The transcript has 6 exons. The record is from RefSeq and is a predicted model, not a curated record. Lineage: Eukaryota; Metazoa; Chordata; Actinopteri; Kurtiformes; Apogonidae.